Molecule: messenger RNA, 1874 nt
Organism: Theobroma cacao (cacao)
Lineage: Eukaryota; Viridiplantae; Streptophyta; Magnoliopsida; Malvales; Malvaceae
Product: glyceraldehyde-3-phosphate dehydrogenase GAPCP1, chloroplastic
Biological process (GO): glucose metabolic process; glycolytic process
Cellular component (GO): cytosol
Molecular function (GO): NAD binding; glyceraldehyde-3-phosphate dehydrogenase (NAD+) (phosphorylating) activity; NADP binding
Source: RefSeq, a predicted model, not a curated record
AACAAUUAUUUGUAAAAAAAAAUAAAUAAAAGAAAAUAAAAAGGAAAAGAAAAACACGUCGUCUUUCUGACCCGUUGGAUUUUGCAUUUAAAAACGUUUAUGUUCUUUCUCAUCUGGGCUACUGCUUCCUCUCAAAAGCCAAAACCUUUCUCUUCUUCUUUCUCCUCCUUCAAGAUUCUCUAGGGUUUUAUUUUUUUAAUUAUUUUUUAUUAUUUUUUCCGAAGAAGAGCUUUUGCAAUGGCUUUCUCCUCUCUCAUCAGAUCCACCGCCGCCGCCUCCACCCCUCUGGACUCCGCCCGCUCCGACCUUUCUCCUUCACCCUCCGAUCGCCUCAAGGUUUCAAGCAUUGGUUUUAGUGGCAACUCCAUUUUUGGUGCUGCAGUUUCAACGGGGUCAUCUUCUUCCUUACGGAAAUGCAAUUCAAGGAGUAUCCAACCCAUAAAAGCCACUGCUACCGAAAUUCCUCCUACAGUUCCAAAGUCACGGAGCAGUGGGAAGACAAAGGUUGGAAUCAAUGGUUUUGGUCGGAUUGGAAGGUUGGUUCUGCGAGUAGCAACUGCAAGGGAUGAUAUUGAUGUCGUAGCAGUCAAUGAUCCUUUUGUUGAUGCUAAGUACAUGGCUUAUAUGUUUAAAUACGAUUCAACUCAUGGAAACUUUAAGGGAACCAUUAGAGUUGUGGAUGAUUCCACCUUAGAAAUUAAUGGCAAGCAAAUACAGGUUGUAAGCAAAAGGGACCCUGCAGAGAUCCCUUGGGCUGAUUAUGGGGCUGAGUAUGUUGUUGAGUCAUCUGGUACUUUCACAACAUUAGCUAAGGCCUCAGCACAUAUGAAGGGUGGUGCCAAGAAAGUUGUAAUUUCAGCUCCUUCAGCUGAUGCACCUAUGUUUGUGGUUGGAGUAAACGAGAAGACCUACAAGCCAAGCAUGGACAUAGUUUCUAAUGCUAGCUGCACUACCAAUUGUCUUGCUCCUCUUGCCAAGGUGGUUCAUGAGGAAUUUGGUAUUGUUGAGGGUUUAAUGACAACUGUCCAUGCAACUACAGCUACGCAAAAGACUGUUGAUGGCCCAUCAAUGAAGGAUUGGCGAGGAGGUCGAGGAGCUGGGCAAAAUAUCAUCCCUAGUUCAACUGGUGCUGCAAAGGCUGUUGGUAAAGUUCUUCCAGAACUCAAUGGAAAGCUUACUGGAAUGGCAUUCCGAGUCCCCACACCCAAUGUUUCUGUUGUGGAUUUAACUUGUCGACUUCAGAAGAGUGCCUCCUAUGAAGAUGUGAAAGCAGCAAUAAAAUAUGCUGCAGAGGGGCCACUUAAAGGCAUUCUUGGAUACACAGAUGACGAUGUUGUCUCUAAUGAUUUUGUUGGUGACUCAAGGUCAAGCAUAUUUGAUGCAAAAGCUGGAAUAGGGUUGAGUGCUUCUUUCCAUAAGCUUGUUUCAUGGUACGACAAUGAGUGGGGUUACAGCAACCGAGUACUUGACCUAAUAGAGCACAUUGCAUUGGUAGGAGCAACCCGCGACUAAACAGUUAGAGAGGUAUAUGCUGUUGCUAUUCAAUGCUGCGAUUUCAGUGUGCUAGAAGUUUGGUUAAGAAAGUAGGUAUAAGAACCCAAAGUUAUAUUUUUUUGGAUUGCUUGUCCCAUAUAAGAGUUGGGCUUCCCACAAAGCAAAUCUGGAAUAAUGAAAAUCCAAACUUGUAUGAGUAAUAUGACUGCUCUUUGUGGAGCAUUAUCUUUGUCAAAAACCAUAACUGUUGGGUAGUAUGUUAUCUUUUUAAGGCUGGAAUGUUUAAUGCCUCUAAACAUAUCAUCAGAUGCUUGCUAAAGGGAAUUGAAAUUACAUAAAAAGUGAAUGUGAAGUUGGCAUCAAAUUGAGUUGAGGAUGAA